Neltuma alba is the source of this 660-nucleotide messenger RNA. RefSeq names its product 50S ribosomal protein L32-like. The record is from RefSeq and is a predicted model, not a curated record. Gene Ontology annotation, molecular function: structural constituent of ribosome. The coding region runs from base 39 to 248 and encodes 69 amino acids. NCBI's taxonomy places the organism in Eukaryota, Viridiplantae, Streptophyta, Magnoliopsida, Fabales, Fabaceae. Gene Ontology annotation, biological process: translation. Gene Ontology annotation, cellular component: mitochondrial large ribosomal subunit. The transcript has 3 exons.
CCUGAGCUUAGUUUCCCAAGUUUCUCUUUAAUGGAUCUAUGGAGCUCAUGGCUGUCCCGAAAAAGAAGGUUUCUCGCCAUAAAAGAGGAAUAAGAAAUGGACCAAAAGCUCUAAAACCCAUUCCCGUAAUAGUCCGAUGCAGAAGUUGUGGCCGUGUCAAGCUUCCACAUUUCUUCUGUUGCAGUGGGAAUAGGAUUAAUGGUGGUGACCAAAAUGGUUCAACAAUUGAUCACAUCCUUUACUUUUGAAGCAUCAUAUCGCGGUCUUGAAACUUUCUCCAAUCCUAAACCAUACCAACCUGAGCUUUAAUCUAAUCUCUACAGAGUCGUUACAACCAGUUGUAAAACCAACGAAAGCCAAACCUGGCUUUAAAACCCUUGCUCCAUUCUCUCUGCUUUUCUAGUUCACUCUCUAGAUUGUUCGAAUCAAAGUUCUACCUUCUAGAUUUACUUAUGUAUUUUUCUUGAGUUUUAAGUUUUCAAAAUAUUAAAUCUGAAUCAUUGAAAUUUAGUCUGAACAGUUUAGAUAGUAAGUAAUGAAGAGAAAGAGCAUGUGAGAAGAUAGGGUAUUAUAUUUGGCCUCCCCUUUCUUGGUAAAGACCGUUUUUGUAUGUCGUCUUCUUCUCAAGCGAGAAGUGGUGAAUAUGGUGCCGUUUUAUGC